AUGAGAGUUAAGAAGCCUACAUCCAAGAGAUCCACCACCCGUAUGAGGGAAGGGAUUAAGAAGAAGGCUGCAGCACAGAAUAGAAAAAAUAGAAAAAUUGCAAAGAAAGAUGUCACCUGGAAAUCAAGAAAUAAGAAGGACCCAGGUAUUCCAUCUAGUUUCCCUUACAAAGACAAGAUUAUUGUUGAAUUAGAGGAAAACAGAAGAAUUGAAAAGGAAAAGAGAGAGACAUUGAAAGCUCAAAGGCAAAAGGAAAAGGCUGAAGCGUUAGCCAGAGGAGAGAACAUUGACGAUAGAAUGAGCGAUGAUGAAGAUGCAGAAGACUCUGAGAAUGAAGGUGGAUUAGGUGCCUUGCUUGAAUCUGCCCAAAGAGCCGCUAAGGAAUACAACAAUGAGGGUGAGGAUGACGACGAGGAGGAUAUGGAUGAAGACGAUGAAGAAGCUGUUGAGUAUGACAUUGGUGUUGAUGAUGAUGAUGAUGAAGAUAACUCAGAGUUGGAUAAGUCCCGUAAGGCUUACGAUAAGAUCUUCAAAACCGUGGUAGACCAUGCUGAUGUCAUUUUAUACGUCUUGGAUGCCAGAGACCCAGAGCUGACUCGUUCUAGAAAGGUGGAACAAGCAGUCUUGCAGAACCCUGGUAAGAGAUUGAUUUUGGUGUUGAACAAGGUUGAUUUGAUCCCUACCGACGUCUUGAACCAGUGGCUUAACGUCUUGAAGUCUUCCUUCCCAACUGUCCCAGUCAAGGCUCUUCCAGGCUCUUCUGGCUCCAACUUGUUCAACAAGAACUUAUCUUCCACAAUGACAGCUAACUCUUUGUUGCAAGCAUUGAAGAGUUUCGCCAACAAGUCCAACUUGAAGAGAUCAUUAAUUGUCGGUGUCAUCGGAUACCCUAACGUUGGUAAGUCGUCCAUCAUCAAUGCUUUAACAAAUAGACACGGUAACAAGGGUGUCGUUUCAUGUCCGGUAGGGAACCAAGCCGGUGUGACCACUGCUAUGAGAGAAGUUAAAAUCGACAACAAGUUGAAGAUCUUGGAUUCCCCGGGUAUAGUAUUCCCAGACGAAAUCAUGAACACAAAGAAGACCUCUAGGGCUCAACAAGAAGCCAAGUUGGCCUUGUUAUCGGCCUUGCCACCAAAGCAAAUAAUAGACCCACUCCCAGCUGUGCAAUUACUUUUGAAGAAGUUAUCCAAGGACACCACCAUGGCAGACGGAUUAAAGAAAUUCUACCAAUUACCUGCAUUACCAUCCCAAGAUCUUAACGAGUUUACCAAGCAAUUUUUAAUCUAUGUUGCCAGAAGUAGAGGAAGAUUGGGUAAGGGUGGUAUUCCAAACUUGGAAUCUGCUGCAUUAGCCGUCUUAACUGAUUGGAGAGAUGGUAGAAUCAUCGGAUGGACUUUACCAAAGGCUUCCAGAAGCACUAGUGGUGCUACAACUGUCGAUGAGGCUAAUGUAGAUGGACCUAAGAGUUCAUUAAGAGGAGAUAAAGAACCACCAAAGCAAGAGCAAACCACCAUUGUAACUGAAUGGGCCAAAGAAUUUGACUUAGAAGGAUUAUUGGGUGACAACUUUGGAUUGGAAGCAUGA
This is a messenger RNA of Dujonia railenensis, 1584 nucleotides long. The record is from the annotation of a GenBank genome assembly. NCBI's taxonomy places the organism in Eukaryota, Fungi, Ascomycota, Pichiomycetes, Serinales, Debaryomycetaceae.